This is a messenger RNA of Xenopus laevis (African clawed frog), 4295 nucleotides long. It is a transcript of the gene lrfn2.S, whose product is annotated as leucine rich repeat and fibronectin type III domain containing 2 S homeolog. NCBI's taxonomy places the organism in Eukaryota, Metazoa, Chordata, Amphibia, Anura, Pipidae. The record is from RefSeq and is a predicted model, not a curated record. The transcript is spliced from 2 exons. The coding region runs from base 16 to 2313 and encodes 765 amino acids.
UUUGUUUGACUUAAAAUGGAAAAAAUCCUCUGCAGUCUUCUGGUGUUUGGAAUGGCAGUAAUGGUCAACUCGUGUCCAAAAUAUUGUGUGUGUCAAAACCUUUCAGAAUCAUUAGGCACCUUGUGUCCAUCAAAGGGACUACUUUUUGUACCCAUAGAUAUUGACAGAAGGACAGUUGAACUUCGCCUGGGAGGGAAUUUUAUUAUAAGCAUCAAUCGACAUGACUUUGCCAACAUGACUGGUCUUGUUGACCUGACGUUGUCUAGAAACACUAUCAGUUACCUUCAGCCCUAUUCAUUUAUUGAUCUAGAGAGCCUUCGUUCAUUGCAUUUGGAUAGUAAUAGACUGACCAGUCUUGGGGAUGAAAUAUUUAGAGGAUUAAUCAAUCUACAGCAUCUGAUUAUGAAUAAUAACCAACUAAGCAGCAUCUCAGAUGACGCUUUUGAGGACCUUUUACAAACGUUGGAAGACUUGGAUCUUUCUUAUAAUAACCUUAAGUCUAUACCAUGGGAAGCUGUAAGGAGAAUGGUGAACCUCCAUCAACUUAGUUUGGAUCAUAAUCUGAUUUAUUAUAUAACAGAGGGUACAUUUCAGGAUCUGCACAAAUUGGCCAGACUAGAUUUGACUUCUAAUAGGCUGCAAAAACUACCUCCAGAUCCAAUUUUUGCAAGAUCGCAGGUUUCAAUGACAUCUGCUACUCCAUUUUCACCUCCUUUAUCUCUUAGCUUUGGAGGUAAUCCGCUUCACUGUAAUUGUGAACUCUUGUGGUUAAGAAGACUAGACAGAGAAGAUGACAUGGAAACUUGUGCUUCUCCUUCUGCUGUUAAAGGAAGGUAUUUUUGGUAUGUUAGAGAAGAAGAGUUUGUAUGCGAGCCACCUUUAAUCACUCAGUAUACUCAAAGGCUACUUGUUCUGGAAGGACAAACCGCAUCAUUAAAAUGUAAAGCUGUUGGGGAUCCUUUACCAGUCAUACACUGGAUUGCUCCUGAUGGGAAACUCAUUGGAAAUUCCUCAAGGACGGCUGUGUAUGACAAUGGCACUUUAGAUAUUUUCAUCACCACUUCAAAGGAUUAUGGUACUUUUACCUGCAUUGCGGCCAAUGCGGCCGGUGAACUAACUGCACCUGUGGAGCUAUCAAUAGUCCAGAUACCACAUGUCAGCAAUGGCACCGGACGAACGGCCCCUCCGAAGUCAAGGUUGUCUGACAUCACCAGUUCUGCUAAAACUAACAGAGGAGAAGUUAAAACACCGCCAGAAAAAGCUGUUGUGGUGUCAGAAGUGACAUCUACCACAGCUCUGGUUAAAUGGUCAGUGAGCAAGGCUGCCCCAAAAGUAAAAAUGUACCAGCUUCAGUACAAUUGCUCAGAUGAUGAAGUUCUAAUAUACAGGAUGAUCCCUGCUUCGAACAAAGCCUUCGUUGUGAAUAACUUGGUAUCGGGGACUGCUUACGACCUCUGCGUCUUGGCUAUAUGGGAUGACACUGCAACAACGCUGACUGCAACAAACAUAGUGGGUUGUGCCCAGUUCUUUACACAAGAGGACUAUCAACAAUGCCAGUCCAUGCACAGCCAAUUCUUGGGGGGAACCAUGAUACUUGUAAUUGGAGGAAUCAUAGUUGCUACAUUGCUGGUCUUCAUUGUUAUAUUAAUGGUAAGAUAUGAGAUUUGCAACUAUUCCCAGGGGAAGAUGGCCAAUGCCACCAAUGUAUAUUCCCAGACUAAUGGAGGAAAUACAGUGCAGAAUGGGGCCCCACCACAAACCAGCCCAAAAGUGGUGGUGAGGAAUGAACUAAUGGAAUUCCAGUGUGGUUCUGCGCACAGUAGUGUCUCAUCCUCUUCUAGUUCUGUGAAUAGUCCAGAUGGGGAUGAUUAUAGCCUACACAGUAAUCAAAGCACAUUGUCUAACAAAUGGAGACAUGUCUCCAGGUCUAAGCAUAACAUUGAUAAACUAAUGGGAGCAUUUGCCUCCCUAGAACUGAGGUGUCAAAAAAAGGAGGACACUGUGGACUCCAGGACUUCAACUACAGCCCACCAGUCAGACAAAGAACCUUUGCUGGGCCACCAUGAGUCCAAAGUCCGUAGCUAUCUCAUGUUACCUUUGGAGGGUAAAGCAAAACGUAGCCAUUCUUUUGAUAUGGGGGACUUUGCCACCACACAGUGCUGUAGCUACCCAACAAAAAUAUCAAACUUUUGGACUAGGAGAAGCCUCUCAGUUAAUGGCAUGUUGUUACAAUACACCGAUAGUGAACUGGCAGGGAAUGCAACCAAAUUCACAUAUGACAGCACAGAAUGGGUGAUGGAAAGUACAGUGUAAACUAGAGUAUUAUGGUUCCAUUGUUGCCAUUUAAACUUGCUUUUUGAUAGCAAGUUUAGAGUACAAAAAAAUGUGAAACGUAUCACUAGAUCUCUGGAACCAGAGAUGGUUAAAUACUACAAUCCGCAGCAGGAGUUACGACAGUUGUGAUAAGCACUGACAGUGGUUGGCGGUUCUACUAAAGCAGAAAAGAAGCACAUGUGUAAGUCUAAGUGCUCCUUAUCAAAGAAAUCAAAGGAGAACUGACUGAAGAAGGCAUCUUAAUGCCAGCCCUUAAUUGCAACAGUUUGAAGAACUUUCAAGACAUCAGCCAACUGAUGGAGGCAACCAUUCAACCCAGUCGACAUAAUUUGCGGGUGUACCAACUCUUAUUUUAUUUCUAGGUCAUGAUUUUCUUUUUCCUUCAUUUUUUCCAUUUUUUUUUGGUUUAUUUAUUACUGUAUAUUUGAUAGAGCUGUUCAGAUAAUAUAAAAUCUACAUAAAUGCAGACAAAAAGAUCCCUAGAUGAUGUUUGAUAGAGCUUUUCAGAUAAUAUGAAAUCUACAUAAAUGCAGACAAAAAAAUCCCUAGAUGAUGUUUUUUUAUUUACACCUCUGUUAAGGUUGUUUCCUUAGAAACCAAUAGGAAAGCAAGUUUAAGAAAUAGUUUCUAAUGGGUGUGAAGGCUGUAGGAUCAAGUUCUAUAACAUGUGAAAUGGAAAUGUUGAUAGGGUUAUCCAAAGCACAGGCGUUAUUUGCCUCAAAUGGCACAUUAGUUCAUCCGUGUUAUUAUUAAAACAUUUUAUUAGGGAGGUACCAAUUUUGUAUUGAUUUCCCCCAAGGAAUAAAAAGUAUGUUUGAGGUACCUCCCUUAUGCAGUAAGUAAAUACAGAGUGCUCAGAAUUUAAUCAGAUAUGACAAGAUAAAAUUGUCAUUCCAGAUGUCAGCAACACAAUCGAGCGUAUCGAGUGGGAGUAGCAGGAUUUCCCUGACGGCUUGCACUUCCUAGUUAGAAUAUACCCCGGAGAGUACCAACGUUUUUUCGAAGGACUUUUAUGGAUAUUUGGUUGGACCAUCACCAUUCCCAUUAAUGACUUUACUGGGGGAAACAUUUACUUUCAGCAGUUGCAGACUUCCAUUAGCUCUGUGUUCAACAAUUUAUCUGAUCAUUGGCAUUCUCAAGCAUUUUGUACAGAAAUUCUAUCAAGGUGAAUAUAAUGUGUAUUUUUUUUUAUCAUAAAUGGAAAAAAAAAUAAAAACAAAGAAAGAAAAAAAGAAAUGAGAGCUAUAUUGUGACCUGGCUGUGUAACGAUCCUUUAUGGUCAUGUUUAAUACUUGGAGUUUUAGAGAAAUAUGUCCACGUAAAAAGAUUAUACAUUUUGCUACAAAGUGUACAGUAAACAAAAUUCUGCAAUGAAAACUGGUGUUUUUGUACUAGAAUUAAAGAAAAAAAGUUGUAUUUUUUGGUACUUGGAAGAGAAACCACUAUAGAAUGGGGGGUUUAAAUAAAUAAAGACUCCUUGUCAAUGGUCUCAAGAGCAUACGAAUCAUCCAAUCAUUUGUUUAAGGAUAAUAUUUAUCUGGGUAUUUCACAAAAUGGGAAAUAAAGUGAAAAAGGAGAGUUGCGUGUUGCACAAGUGUUGAAAAUGAAUAAAGAAAUAAAAUAUGUUAUAUAAAAAAGAAUAUAUAUUAAAAUAAAUGGAACGUUCAUGGGACUUUUUGUAAAACAAUGUAAAAAAAAAUGUUUAUUCAAUCAAUGUUCUGGUCCUUCAGGGGAACUUUUGAGAAGACCCACCCCCCGUGGGAUUUGUAUUGCAGACUUUUGUUGAGUAUUGUUCUUUUGAAGGAUCUGAGAGCUACAGGGUCAAUUAGGCACUAACACUAUAUUCAACCAGAGGAAUUUAUCUAUCAUAAAUUAAUUAGUAUUAAAUUAUAAUCCAGAGCCCUUCUGUGACACAAAAAUAUUUGUUGUAGGAAAAUAUGAUGACGUAAAAAAAAAAAAAU